Molecule: messenger RNA, 3912 nt
Organism: Zophobas morio
Lineage: Eukaryota; Metazoa; Arthropoda; Insecta; Coleoptera; Tenebrionidae
Exons: 1
Coding region: 1-3912 (1303 amino acids)
Biological process (GO): DNA integration
Molecular function (GO): nucleic acid binding; zinc ion binding
Source: RefSeq, a predicted model, not a curated record
AUGCCGGAUCCAGUUUUUGGCGUGGGUGCGCCGCCAUCUUUCAAUCACAAAGCGUCGGAUUUUUUUGCCUUCAAAGAAAGGCUCCUCCAAUUUUUCGUGGCGAACGGGAUUACCGAUCAAGAUAGGAAAAGAGCUAUCCUCAUUGGCUGUGUAGACGAGGAAACGUACGUCUUGGUGAGGAAUAUCUGUUUCCCCGAAAAACCGAUGGAGAAGUCGUUCGAAAAUUUGCUUCGAACGAUUCAAGAGCAUUUGAGCCCGGUGCGAUCUUACUUUGCGGCGAGAAGCAAAUUCUUUUCAGCAAGAAGAUACCCAGAGGAAUCAGUGUCUGCAUGGGCCACUCGGGUGAAGAGCUUGGCAGCGUCGUGUGGAUUUGGUGCAGAGCUAGAGGUACUGAUGCGCGACAUUUUCGUUAUUGGCAUGAACAAUAAUCAGAUAAUGGAGAGGCUGUUCGAGCACGAUCCAACAAAGGGGAAUGUCACUUUCAAGUCGAUGUUCAAAUUAGCAUUGGCCAAGGAAUCGUCAGUACAGGAGCACCAGGACAGAGAGUCUAGGUCGAGUGUGAAAAAAGAACCGGAGGAAAAAGUAUACUAUCAACGGCAAGGUCAAAUAAAGAAUCGGCACCAAGGUACUGAGAAGGAGACAAAUGUAAGUACUGUGCUGAAGUGUAAAGUGUGUGGCCGGAAAAAUCAUAAGGCAAACGAGUGUAAAUUCCGUAAUUAUAAGUGUUUCAAAUGUGGGUUAAAGGGUCAUUUAGCGCCGGCGUGUACAGCGCGGCAAGGUCAUCAUUUUCUGGAAGAUGCUGAGUCGUCGUCUACAGCAACCAAGGAAGAUUUGGAAAGCGACUCGAUUUUUAUGUUAAAUGCGGUUGAGACGGUCAAUGAUUGUAAUGUUAAACCUACGUAUAUUAACAUGACUGUAGAGCAGGUACCGUUAAGUUUUGAAGCGGAUUCUGGAUUCGCCCACUCCGCAAUUUCUGAGAAACUCUAUUUGAAACAUUUUAUAAAUUGUACAUUGCAUGAAAAUGAUUUGUGUCUCAAAGACUAUGUUGGUGUAAUGUUCAAACCAUUAGGGUAUUUAUGGUUAAAUGUGGCUUAUGAUAAUAAGAUGUAUCAACUAAAAACUUACGUUAUCAGAGACGGAGGCCCUCCGUUGUUAGGUAGGAAUGGUUUAUCAAUGUUACAUUUAGGAAUUGCUGAUGAAAAUGAUAAUAUAGAAACGGUGAAUUCGGUCGACAACUUAUGUAAACGUUAUGCGGAGAUUUUUGAAAAUAAAUUAGGGAGAUUUAACAAAACGAAAAUAACUUUGCAUGUUAAGGAUAAUGUAGUUCCGAAAUAUUUUAAACCGAGGCCGGUCCCGUUUGCCUUGAAGGAAAAGGUUGAACAAGAAAUUCAUAGGUUGGUGGCUAAUAAAAUUUUAGUGCCUGUAGAAAUUUCAGAUUGGGGUACUCCAAUUGUACCUGUUCUUAAGGCAAACGGAACUGACGUUCGUAUUUGUGGAGACUUCAAAGUCACUUUAAAUCCUUAUUUAAUUGAAACAAAAUAUCCAUUACCAAGAAUUGAAUAUCUUUUUUCUCAGCUUCAGGGUGGUGUAAAAUUCUCCAAGAUAGAUUUGUCGGAAGCCUAUCAACAGAUUGAGGUAACAGAAGAGACCAGGAAACUUUUAACAAUAUCUACACACAAAGGUCUGUAUGCAUACACGCGAUUACCGUACGGUAUUACCAGUGCACCAGCAAUUUUUCAGAAUAUUAUAGAAAAAUAUUUAUCAAAUGUCCCGGGUGUCGGUUGCUUCUUGGAUGAUAUAAUAAUUACGGGUAAAGACGAUAAAGAACACUUGGAGCGGUUGGAACAUGUUUUUAAAAAAUUAAAAGAUUGCGGAUUACAAGUAUCCUCUAAUAAAUGUUCUUUCCUUCAAUCAUCAGUGAAUUAUCUGGGCCAUACGAUUGAUAAAAAUGGGUUGCAUACUAAUAAAGACUAUGUUCAGGCAAUCUUAAAAGUACCACGUCCCGAUUCAGUGACUAAACUAAAAUCUUUCUUAGGGAUGGUGAAUUUUUAUUCGAAAUUUCUUCCAAAUGCGUCAACCUUGUUAAAACCACUAUAUAGUUUAUUGAAAAAAGAAACCACUUGGAGUUGGUCAACAGAAUGUGACGCAUCGUUCAAUAAGGUGAAGGAGAUUCUUACUUCCCCUGACGUCUUGGCACAUUACGAUCCUGAGCGCGAAGUUACUUUGACCGUAGAUGCGUCGCAGGUAGGAUUAGCUGCGGUUAUUACUCAUGAGUUUGAUAACGGAGUAGUACGACCUAUUGCUUUCGCGUCGCGAUUGUUGAAUUCCGCGGAAUUAAAAUAUUCCCAAAUUGAAAAAGAAGCGUGUGCUAUAAUUUAUGGAGUAAAGAAAUUUUUUCAAUAUUUGUAUGCACGGAAGUUUACCCUGCAAACUGAUCAUAAACCGUUAUUGACGAUCUUUGGUCCUAAAAAAGGCAUACCGGUAUUUGCAGCGAAUCGACUACAACGUUGGUGUCACAUUUUAUUAGCGUUCGACUAUGAAAUUAAAUAUGUAACGUCUAAGCAAAACAUAGCGGAUUUUUUUUCCCGUUUUCCAGUAAAUCCCCCGGUACUUAAACCGGAUGAAAAUAUCUCGUUUUUAAAUCACGUGGGAAAUGUUAAUAAGCUGCCAAUCGAUUUUAAACAAAUUAAAUCUGAAACGGCUAAAGAUCCGAUUAUGAGCAAGAUUUUAUUUUACGUUAUAAACGGGUGGCCACGUAAAAUCGAUGAUGUCCGUUUACAACCAUUUUUUCUAAAAAGAAACGAAAUUUCCCAGGAACAGGGAUGUUUACUCUGGGGUUACCGUCUUAUUGUACCACCAAAAUUUAGGGACACACUUUUGAAUGAACUUCAUGAAUUUCACAUUGGCAUUGUUAAAAUGAAGUCUCUGGCACGGUCAUAUAUGUGGUGGCCGUUAAUAAAUGAACAAAUUGAGCAUCUAGCUAAAAGUUGUAGAACUUGUGGCAGCUUAGCCCCGAUACCAGAAAAAUCAACGUUACGACCUUGGGUCUGUCCUAAGGAAGUCUGGACUAGGUUACACGUCGACCAUUUUGGGCCGAUUAAAAACAAAUAUUUUUUCUUAAUUGAGGAUGCUACCUCUAAAUGGAUAGAGUGUUUCGUUGUAAAUAGUCUAGCUACAACACAGGUCAUUAGAUGUUUUCGCGCUGUUUUCGCACGUUUUGGGUUGCCCAAAGUAAUAUGUUCUGAUAAUGGUACAGCGUUUAAAUCAGAGGAAUGUGAGAACUAUCUAAAAUUGUAUGGCAUAAAACAUGUUACUGGCGCUCCCUUUCAUCCAGCAAGCAACGGACAGGCGGAGAGCGGUGUAAAAAUUAUGAAAAAGGUUAUCACGAAGGCACUGUACGAGGUCGCGAGCGUGGAUAUCGACCUUUUGAUACAAAGAUUUUUGUUUCAAUAUCGUAACACCCCCCAUACGACGACUGGGGAAGCUCCCGCAACUCUGUUAAUAGGCCGUCGGCUACGUACUAGAUUGGAUCUACUCUUACCUUCAGUUACAAAUGUUGUCCAUGAAAAACAGGAUAAACAACAAAAAUUUUUUAAGGGCAACAGAGAUCAUCAAUUUAAAGUUAACGAUUCAGUCUGGGUUCGGGAUUAUCGAAAUAAUCGAAAUACUUGGACAGCUGGCAUAAUAAAAAAGGUUUUAGGCUGUCGCACCUAUUUGAUAACAUUACAAGAUGGUGGAGCAGAAGUUAAAAGACACUUGAACCAAAUCAAAGUUAGGAUUUCCUCUUUAACUUUUACUCCACGAUCUGAACUAGUUAGUGCGCGUCCUGCGACCCCUACUCCUGUGAGUCCACCUCGGGUCCUAAGGCGGAGAAGUCACAUUAGACCUCCCGAGCGACUUACCUAUAGAUAG